CUCUGAACUUUAUUCACAACAUUUUCUCAUAAUUAUUGGUAAAUCUAGUAAUAUUUAGUUUGAAAAAGUUUCCAUUAUGUCGAGUGAAACCAUGUUUUCAAGUUUAACGAAGGAACAAAUCGCCCUAGAACAGAGGUUUAACUGUAUUGUGUGUUUAUGUCCAAGAUUACAGAUGGUUUAUGGUUUGUGUCAGCAUCGCGUCUGUGUAUCCUGUCUUUAUAGUGAAAGUGGUGCCAUUAGACUCAGCAUGUUAAAAUGUCCGAUCUGUCAAAAUUCAAAUGUUUUUCCACCUUGGAAACCAGAUAUUUUAGAGGAUACAAUUGAACUACAAAAAUGUCUUGGAAUUCGACAAUGUUCGGGAUGCACUAUGGAACUCUGGGAUUGGGAGAUUGAAAAUCACGAAGAGUAUUGCCAGAAAAAGAAGCAAGUACCCAAAACACCAUCAAAUAACAAAAAAAUAAAAUUCUUAACGCGUAGCGAAAGUGCUCGAAAAAGUCGUUCUUCAACAGACAAGGAUUGUGAUUUAAGUCCAAGGCAAACUCGAAGUCGAAGAGUUGUUGGAAGUAGGAUGUUAGCAAGGUUGCGUUCCUUCAGAAAAUAGUAGAAGAUGUAAUGAUUGUAUUGUGGAAUCACCUAUUUAUUAUUUACUAUCAGUGCUUUCAAAUUAAAGUAGAAGUUGCUUAAGGGCAGGAACCUUAUAUGACCACACCAAAUAUGAAUUCAGUGAAAAAUUGUGAGAUCUAUAAUGAAUUAUAUGGAAAGGAACAUAAAGAUGACAGAAGUUUCUUAUUUUUGUGUUUCUUAAAUGAAGUGUUUUUUUUUUUUUAAAUAUCUAUAUAAAUGUAUUUUUUUCUUUAACAUGUAUUUGUUCAUAUUAGAUUCUAAAGUUUGGUUUCAUCAAUUUUUUUAUAUUUACCCAAUUCACAUGUAACAUUGGAACAAGUUGUUAUUUGUAACUCUUUUGUUUUAAUCACUGAAACUGAUCAAUUUUUGUCUUGUAUAUAAGCUAAUAUUUAAAUUUGUUAUGCAUGGACUAGUCAAGUGAUUUCUGAAUAUAAUUUUCUGUGAAAAAAUACUUGUUGUGAUCCCAGUUAUCUUAAAUACAUAAGUUUGUUUGGAGAAAGAUUAAAUAAUGCAUUGACAGAAUUUAAUUUCAAACUUACCUUUUAGAAAAUAUUAAAGAAAAUAUCUAAAAAAAAAAAAAGGAUUGACUCAUUCAGUGCUAUAGUUGGGAUUGUCAAAUCUCAUCCAGACAGUAAGGAUAAUGUAAAAUUGUAACCAAUGUAGUCUGUGUAUAUGUCUAAUUUGUAUAUAUUGUAUAUUUUGUUCAGAUAUAUUAAAUGUUUGUAAAUAAUAUCGCAAAGAUUUGUACAUUAAACAUAUUUUGUUUGA
This is a messenger RNA of Lottia gigantea (owl limpet), 1392 nucleotides long. RefSeq lists its product as hypothetical. The coding region runs from base 77 to 601 and encodes 174 amino acids. The transcript has 4 exons. Lineage: Eukaryota; Metazoa; Mollusca; Gastropoda; Lottiidae. The record is from RefSeq and is a predicted model, not a curated record.